Neocloeon triangulifer is the source of this 1197-nucleotide messenger RNA. RefSeq names its product transforming growth factor beta-2 proprotein-like. Gene Ontology annotation, biological process: SMAD protein signal transduction. Gene Ontology annotation, molecular function: cytokine activity; growth factor activity. The coding region runs from base 65 to 1096 and encodes 343 amino acids. Gene Ontology annotation, cellular component: extracellular region. Lineage: Eukaryota; Metazoa; Arthropoda; Insecta; Ephemeroptera; Baetidae. The record is from RefSeq and is a predicted model, not a curated record. The transcript has 6 exons.
CACAGUUUGAGCAGAGAGUGCAAGACAGUAGUGAAUAACCUGCACAGUUGUUGAGUUUGAAAAAAUGAACUAUUCUAUUAUUAUUGGCUCAAUUAUUUUGGAAAUCUCAGUCCUCAUUAGCACUGCUUACUCAACUGAGCAAACAAGCGAUGCUGCUUAUUUACAGAAUAUCCUGAACACCGGCCCUUUGUCACCUGCCAGCAAAGAAGCCGAGCGUGAUUCAUCGCUUGAAAGUUAUCUUCAGGACCAAUACCAAAUCCUGAAGCAGCAGAUCGCUGUCGGAGCAUCAGUAGUUCCGUCCCAAAAAUUUGAUUUGCUUCAGAUUUGUCUUGCUGAAGGAAAUUCAACAGGCACAGUGAAAUUGUUUGAAUUUGUUGUGCACCCCGCACCGGCAGAUCCGGGCCACAUUGUGACAGCAACACUUAAAAUCUACUUGCAGUCGAGUUCUGAAGCGAUUUUCGAAACAGUGCAAGUUUUUCAAAAAGUGAAAAACCAGCCACUGGACGUCCCUGAUGCUCAUAGGCUUGUUUCAACUCAGUUCAUUACAAUUCAGCCUGGUCAAUCCGGCAACUGGAUUUCUUUCAAUGUUCUGCCGGCAGUUAACGAUUGGCUUCGAGGGCAAAAGGAAAAUUUGGGACUCAUAAUAUCCGGAUUAGCAAAAGUCAACGUUUUCCGUUUUCAACCUAUACUUAGCGUCAAGUACAAAAGUUUUGAAAAAGAGAGUAAUGAGCCUCGUUUUGAAAUUCGUACUUCUCAACUCAGUGUUGUCCUUCAAGCAGAUGAACUUUUAGACACAAAUAAAACCACCAACUCUUGCGGCAGACAAAAAAUGGGAGUAAAUUUUCGAAGGUGGGGUUUGAUUGAGCCACGAGACGCAGAUGUUGGAUUUUGUGAGGGCGCCUGUGGCAAAAUCGAAUUGGGCUUUGGUUCAGCUGAGCACACUGCCCUUCUGACGCUGCUGUCUGCAAACAGCAGGCGGCCACAAUGCGUUCCAAGUGAAUAUGAAGCGGUGGCAAUCAUGUUCAAACACCGAAAUGGAAAUUUUAUCAUUAAGAAAAUCAGUCGGCUGGCUGUGAAAAAUUGUGGUUGUCGUUGAAUUUUACAAUACUGAUGUUUACAUUGAAAUUGUAUGUUAAUUUUAUUGAUCCAUGCGGCUUAAAUUUACAAAGAGCAAUAAAUAGUAAUACUGACAAUGAG